GAAACGUCAAACCGGCAAAAAAAUGCGAAAAUUUUCAACCGUCGUUGUUUACUUUCAAAUUUCUGCACUUUUCGGGUGAAAUUAUCAAAAAUAUAUGCUCUAUUUGACGCAUUAGUUGUGAAUUAGAAGUGCCAUAAACCUCGUGGGUCGUGCUCUAUCGAAUAAUAAGUGUAAUUCUGCAAAAGUGAUAUUAUUUAGCAAAUAAUCAUGUCCACGAGGGCUCGGCGUGCCGCCACCAAGGCUCCUAUCGUGAUCGAGUCCGGCUCGGAAUCAGAACAGGAAGACAGUGACCCAGAAGGUAUCUUCUCUAGCCCGGACAACCCGAAAAAAGCAAAGCGGGGAGUCAAACGCCCGCGUAACACCGGCAGCGAUGAUUCCGAUUUCGACGAAAGUAAAGUGGCCGAACUGAAACCCACUGCAAAACGGAGAGGUGCAGCAAAGGCGUCAAUUAGCCCAGCUAAAAAGCCGAAGGCAGAGCCCAAGCCCAAAGCAGAGCCUAAGCCCAAGGCAGUCAGAAAACCCAGGGAGCCGAAGGCGCCCAAGGCACCAAAAGCUCCCAAAGCGACUACGGGAGUAAAACGUAGCCGGAAAAAGGUGGUUGAGACAUCUGCUCCCGAAGAGCCAAACAUUGUUGAAGUAGUUGAAGCUGUAAAAAAAGAAGAAAAGCAUGACGAGCAUGAAUCAAUUCCGAUUGAUGAUUCUAUGGAGAUUAUGACUGUUGAACCAGUCAAACCGGAACCAGUAGCGUUCAAAGAUGAGUUCCAGGAUGAAGUUGACACAAGGCCAAAAUAUAAGAAACGUGUGAGUAUGACGGUGCGGGAGCAGUGGGAUGACUAUGAGCUUCUGUCGGAGAUGCAGAACAUUGAUCGGAGAACGGCUCGAACUAUUAUCAAGCUAUUUGAAGAAGAGAACACAAUUCCAUUCAUUUGUCGAUACCGACGGGAACUGAUCGGGGACAUGAGCCCAGACGAUCUGCGUGACGUCAAGUUGGCGUACAAUCAGAUUUUGUCAAUCAAGUCCAAAGCCGACACCAUUAUCAAGAAUCUUGAGAAGGAGGAGAAGCUAACGGAGGAUAUUAAACAAGAUCUGCUGUGCGCCAAGAGCAUCGAUGAAUUGGAUCACAUGUACGCGCCCUUUAAACCCGCUAAUAAGGGUUCGCUGGCAGACCGUGCCAAGGCACUUGGUUUGGAUUCUUUUGCCGAAAGCAUUCUCAUAGGAAGCCUUCCGAGCAUUGAUUUGCCGGAACUGGUCAAACCGGAAGUGGAGGGCUUGGAAACUGUUGAAAAGGUGGAGGAAGGGAUCAAGCACUUGAUGGCUCACAAUUUCAGCAAAAACACAGCGGUUCUGGAGGAAAUUAGAAAACUCAUCACAAAAUACGAUAUCAUGUUACAUUCGACUCAAAUAACAAAAUCCCGAUCCGCUAAAGAAGAAUCAAACAACAAUGCCAAAGGAAUCGGUGGAUUGAAACGGAUUCCGAAAAAGGUCGACGAGCACAAGUUUGAGCAUUACUUCAGCUUCAAUUGCUGUACCAAAUAUCUGCGACCGCAUCAGAUAAUGGCCCUGAAUCGGGGCGAAAACCAGAAAGUACUCAGUAUUAAGCUACAAUUUAAGGAUAACGUGAAAGGAGAUUUAUAUUGGUUCCUCAAAAAAGAGUACCUUCAGGAGGGAACAGCGUCACGGAAACGAACGGAACUGUUCGAGGCGUCAUUCGAUGAGGCGUUUACAAAGAAGUUGGUCCCACUGAUGAGCCGCACCGUCCGAUCGGAGCUGACCAAACGAGCGGAAAAAGCCUCUGUCGAAGUAUUCGCGAACAAUCUCAAGCAACUGCUGCUCACGGCACCGGUCAAGGGCGAAAAAAUCCUAGGCAUCGAUCCGGGCUUCAGCAAUGGCUGCAAGCUGGCCCUCAUCUCGGAGUGUGGGGACCUGUUGGAUACGGCAACCAUCUAUCCGCACAUUGGUGGCGAUCGGUCCAAGGUGGCACCGGGAAUCAUAGCCAACAUGAUGCGGAAACACGGCUGCGCUAUGAUUGCCCUCGGCAACGGCACCGCUUGCAGGGAGACCGAAUCGAUGCUUUCCUACAUGAUGGAGGAAGGCAUUCUGGAUAAACGCUUCAUCCGGUAUAGUAUCGUGCCGGAACAAGGGGCUUCUAUCUAUUCGUGUAGCGAAGUUGCCAAAAAGGAAUUCCCCAAAAUGGACGUCAAUCUGAUCAGUGCUGUAUCAAUUGCCCGCCGUCUGCAAGACCCCCUCUGCGAGUACGUCAAAAUAGAACCCAAGCAUCUUGGCGUUGGAAUGUACCAGCAUGACAUCAACGAGAAAUCCCUCUCGGAAACCCUAGACGAGGUUGUGAUGGAGUGCGUAUCCUUUGUCGGCGUCGACAUCAACACCGCUUCCGUCAGUCUGCUGAGCCACGUAUCCGGGUUGACCGCCAAACGAGCCGAGCACAUCGUUUCGCAUCGAACUAAAAAUGGACCAUUCCGGAGUCGAGAUCAGUUGCUCAAGGUAAAAUUCAUCGGCGACAAAACCUUCACACAGUGCGCCGGCUUCAUUCGCAUCGAACCGCUAACUGCCGGCAUCCAGGAUUACAACCUCCUGGACUCAACGUGGGUUCACCCGGAGAGUUACGCCCUGGCCGAGAGCGUCAUCACCAGAGCAGGUCUGUCCAACAAGGAAAUCGGUCGCGUGGAUUUCAUUCUCGGAAUAAGAGAUUUCGCUUAUCGCACACCGAAAAACACACUACCCGGCAUGUUCAAUCAAACGAUCGAGCGAAUCGAAAGCGUGCUCUCUGCACUACAGCGAGAGCUCCUGCGAGACUACCGGGCAGACAUUAACAAGCCGCCAAUGUUCAAAAAGGGUCUCACCUCGAUGUCCGACUUGGCCGAAGGAACUGCCCUCACCGGAGCCGUGAACAAUGUCACCGACUUCGGAGCGUUUGUCGACAUCGGCGUGGAGAAUAACGGACUGAUACACCGCACUAAGAUGAACGGGAUGCGGGUGAACAUUGGAGACCAGGUGGAGGUGACGGUCAUCUCGAUCGACGUGGGUAAAGGUAGGAUUGGGUUAAAGCUGGAAAGGAUUCUGUAGACAAUGCACAUCAAGGUAUGCAAACCACGCAUAUUGACUCAAAUUGUAAAUGCUUGAGAAUUAGAACUCGCAUUUUGUGUUGUUGGACAAACAGAAAACUA
Armigeres subalbatus is the source of this 3182-nucleotide messenger RNA. RefSeq lists its product as uncharacterized. The record is from RefSeq and is a predicted model, not a curated record. Lineage: Eukaryota; Metazoa; Arthropoda; Insecta; Diptera; Culicidae. The coding region runs from base 208 to 3081 and encodes 957 amino acids. Gene Ontology annotation, molecular function: structural constituent of ribosome; mRNA binding. Gene Ontology annotation, biological process: nucleobase-containing compound metabolic process; translation. The transcript is spliced from 5 exons.